Rhincodon typus (whale shark) is the source of this 561-nucleotide messenger RNA. Its product is annotated as RNA-binding protein Musashi homolog 2-like. The transcript has 6 exons. Gene Ontology annotation, molecular function: RNA binding. The record is from RefSeq and is a predicted model, not a curated record. Gene Ontology annotation, cellular component: cytoplasm. The annotation marks the transcript as partial. Lineage: Eukaryota; Metazoa; Chordata; Chondrichthyes; Orectolobiformes; Rhincodontidae.
UAUGUGAGUGUGUGUCUGCCCGUAUGAGUGAGUGAGUGAGUGAGUGAGUGUAAGUAAGUAAGUAAGUAAGUGACUGAGUGAGUGAGAGAGAGUGAGAGUGUGUGUGUGUGAGUGAGUGAGUGAGAGAGAGAGUGAGUGUGUGGUUCAUUUUUUAUACUUGCCAGAUAUGGAGGCAGACGGUAGCCAAGCCACCUCUGGCAGUCCAAACGACUCGCAGCAUGACCCAGGUAAAAUGUUUAUCGGCGGUCUCAGCUGGCAAACCUCACCAGAUAGCCUUAGGGACUAUUUUAGCAAAUUUGGCGAAAUCAGGGAAUGUAUGGUGAUGCGAGAUCCGACCACGAAGCGAUCCAGAGGCUUCGGUUUCGUUACGUUUGCCGAUCCUGCAAGUGUAGAUAAAGUAUUAGCUCAACCCCAUCACGAAUUAGAUUCCAAGACGAUUGACCCUAAGGUUGCAUUCCCCCGAAGAGCACAGCCCAAGAAAACCUUUCACUAUGGUGGCAAACGGAUCCAGACGUUGAUAGCGGGAGGCACUGUUGCCGUGUUAGAGAGUGGGCAUUGCCG